CUUUUCUCUCGAUGACCGCUUCGGCGAGGAAUCUGCUGCAGAGUCUUCUACUCAGGCUCUUGAGCGCGAAGAGGCGUCUGACAGUCGUCACCCAGACUCUGGCGACGAAGAACAGCCAGAGGACGAGCAGGACGAUGCACUGGGCGAAGGCAUGGACCCCUCUGGCUUUGCUGGGCCAAAGGUUAUCAAGCCAUUGACUCCAGAAGCCCUCGCCGCCUUUCAAGCCGCUCAGAACAAAGCCGGUGUCAUUUAUAUCUCUCGUAUACCUCCAGGCAUGCGGCCAAUGAAGGUCAGGCAUCUCAUGAGCCAGUAUGGCGAUGUCGGACGAGUAUAUCUACAGCAAGAGGAUGCUAAACGUGCCUACUUGCGCAAGAAGUAUACCUCCACGAAGAAGGCCCAUUACACUGAAGGCUGGGUCGAAUUCAAGGACAAAAAAGUGGCGCGUUCUAUCGCUGAGAUGUUGAACGCACAACCCAUCGGGGGGAAGAAGGGGACACGAUGGAGAGACGAUGUGUGGACAAUGAAGUAUCUUCCGAAGUUUAAGUGGAACAUGCUCACGGAGCAAGUCGCCCACGAAGCUGCAGUUCAUACCGCUCGUCUACGCGUUGAAAUCUCUCAGUCAAGGUCCGAACAACAGGAAUACUUGAAGAACGUCGAGCUCGCUCGCGUGCUGGACAAGCGCGCGGAGAGAAAGCGGCAGGCUGGAAAGGACCCAGUUUUGAAGAGACCCGAGUCGAAGAAAAGGUCGGCAGAGGAGGAUGUAGGACAAGGUGAUAAGGAGAGGCGGUCGAAAUCGAGGAGGAAGGAGACAGAGCCGCGCACUGAGGGUAAUCAUCCUGACAAGCAGCUACAGGGUGUGCUGGGCAGCAUAUUCUAGGUUGUGGUGGCGUUUACUGCGCCGGUGGAUAUGAUGUUUUGACUAUUCUAGCAGGUUUAUUGCAAUGCAUCAUUCUGGACAAGGUACCCGUCCU
This is a messenger RNA of Stereum hirsutum FP-91666 SS1, 971 nucleotides long. RefSeq lists its product as uncharacterized. Lineage: Eukaryota; Fungi; Basidiomycota; Agaricomycetes; Russulales; Stereaceae. Gene Ontology annotation, biological process: endonucleolytic cleavage to generate mature 5'-end of SSU-rRNA from (SSU-rRNA, 5.8S rRNA, LSU-rRNA); endonucleolytic cleavage in ITS1 to separate SSU-rRNA from 5.8S rRNA and LSU-rRNA from tricistronic rRNA transcript (SSU-rRNA, 5.8S rRNA, LSU-rRNA); small-subunit processome assembly. Gene Ontology annotation, cellular component: nucleolus. The transcript has 3 exons. The record is from RefSeq and is a predicted model, not a curated record. Gene Ontology annotation, molecular function: RNA binding. The coding region runs from base 152 to 877 and encodes 241 amino acids.